Rhinolophus ferrumequinum (greater horseshoe bat) is the source of this 7386-nucleotide messenger RNA. RefSeq names its product DOP1 leucine zipper like protein B (gene DOP1B). Gene Ontology annotation, biological process: Golgi to endosome transport. The record is from RefSeq and is a predicted model, not a curated record. Gene Ontology annotation, cellular component: trans-Golgi network; endosome. Lineage: Eukaryota; Metazoa; Chordata; Mammalia; Chiroptera; Rhinolophidae.
GCCCUCUCCCUGGAGCAGGGGCUGCAAAGGCUCGGGCGCGCCGCCUUUUCCGCGGUCCCGGCUCGUGGCCGAGCCGCAGCAGCCGCCGGCUCUGCCUGCCGCAGCCCAGCGGGCUCCUAGGUACGCGGGCGCGUCCCCGAGAAAGGCCGCCGCCGCUGCCGCGGAUACUUUCUCUGCUGCGAGAAUGUAAGAUGGAUCCAGAAGAACAGGAACUAUUAAAUGACUACAGAUACAGAAAUUACUCUUCAGUGGUCGAAAAGGCCUUAAGAAAUUUUGAGUCCUCGAGUGAAUGGGCCGAUCUCAUAUCUUCACUGGGCAAGCUCAACAAGGCCCUUCAGAGUAACCUAAGGUAUUCCUUGUUACCAAGACGGCUCGUUAUCAGCAAGAGGUUAGCUCAGUGCCUGCAUCCUGCUCUGCCCAGUGGUGUGCACUUAAAAGCUCUGGAAACCUAUGAGAUUAUUUUUAAAAUUGUGGGGACCAAAUGGCUGGCCAAGGAUUUGUUCCUGUACAGCUGUGGGCUGUUUCCUUUGCUGGCGAACGCGGCCAUGUCGGUGAGGCCCGUGCUGCUCGGCCUGUACGAGAAGUACUUCCUCCCGCUGCAGAAGCUGCUCCUGCCCAGUCUCCAGGCUUUCGUCAUCGGCCUGCUGCCCGGCCUUGAGGAGGGCUCGGAGAUCUACGACAGAACAGACACUCUGCUCCUAAGACUGUCCCUGGUGGUCGGCAAAGAGGUGUUUUACGCGGCCCUUUGGGGCAGUGUCCUGGUGAGCCCGGCCGUCCGCCUGCCCGCCUCGCUCUUCGUGGUGGGCCACAUCAGCAGGGACUCGCCGGGCAAGGAGCAGAAGUACAUGCUGGGGACGGAUUACCAGCUCACGAUAAAGGCUUUAUGUGCCUCACUGUUGGACUCUAAUGUUCUGGUACAAAGAAACAAUCUGGAAAUUGUUCUCUUCUUCUUCCCGUUUUAUACCUGUCUGGAUUCCAGUGAGAGAGCCAUUCCCCUGCUCAGAUCUGACAUCGUGCGAAUUCUCUCAGCUGCCACCCAGACCCUGCUGAGAAGAGAUAUGUCUCUAAACAGAAGACUUUAUGCCUGGUUAUUAGGUUCAGAUAUCAAAGGAAAUACCAUUGUGCCGGAAUCCAAAAUCUCAAAUUCUUACGAAGACCAGUCCUUGUAUUUUUUUGAAAAAUAUUCCAAGGAUCUUUUAAUUGAGAGUCUGGCUGAACUGUUGCACCAGGACUUCUCAGAUGAUGACGCAGAGGAACGCCACCACGCAUACCUGAAGCCUUUCCGCAUCCUCGUCAGUCUGCUUGACAAGCCGGAAAUAGGGCCUCAAGUGGUUGGGAAUUUGUUUCUUGAAGUCAUCCGGGCCUUUUAUUCUUACUGCAGAGAUGCUCUCGCCUCCGAUCUUCAACUUAGCUACACUCAGAGUGGAAAUUCGCUGAUAAGUGCAAUGAAAACAAACAGAAAUGCCUCUGAGAUUGUGAAAACGGUGAACUUGCUGAUCACUUCCCUCAGCACAGACUUUCUCUGGGACUACAUGAUGAAGUGUUUUGAGGAUUGCUUUAGGCCAGCGAAGCAGAGUUCCACGGGUGGGAAGAGCACCACCCCUCCGCCCACGGUCUCGGAGCUCUGCACCCUCCUGGUGUUUCUUCUGGACGUCAUUCCCCUGGUGAGGCCUUUCGCUGUGAAGCGCUCGCUCAGAACUUACUCUGAGGUGCAAACCCAGUACCUCCCGCAGGUGCUGGGCUGCCUGGUGCAGCUUCUGGCUGAGGAAAUGGAGGCCUUAAGCUUACCUGAACUCACUCACGCCUUGAAGACGUGUUUCAAAGUGCUCAGCAAAGUCCAGAUGCCUCCUUCCUACCUAGACGCGGAGCCCCCAAGUGGAAACUCAAGUCCAGUAAAAGGUGAAAAUGGUGAGAUAAUUGUAGACACAAAGGCCGUGAUUCCAGGUGACGACGACGCUUCAUUUCCUCCACUUAAAUCUGAAGACAGUGGAAUCGGGCUCAGCGCAUCGUCGCCAGAGCUCUCUGAGCACCUGAGGGUCCCCAGAGUCCUCUCGGAGAAAGACGAUGUUUGGAAGAAGGGCGGUAUGCAGAGCACAUUGUUCUGCAUCCAAGAGCUGAUCACCCACUUCGCCCACAAGAACAUCUUCGGGGAACAACUCACAGCCUCCGGAGCGGAGGACAAGGCCGAAGAGUCUGCAGGGCAGAGGGACACGGGCGGGACGCGUGGCCGGGAGCUCAGCCAGCCCGACAGGGAGAACUCCUGGGACGCCAAGCCCAUCAGUGUGCCUCAGUUUAAACAGAUGCUCUCAGACUUGUUCACAGUUCGAGGGUCUCCAUUUAAGACAAAAACUGCAGAGUCGCCAUCGCCUCUGCCCAGCAGCUCUGGACAGAAGGAGGGAGGCUGGGCCGUGGACCAGGUGGUCAUUGGCAUUGGGAGCCCAGGGGAGGGCUGCAGAGAGGCCUUCGCUGCCGCCUGCCACCUGCUGCUGGAGUGUGCCACCUUCCCCGUCUACCUGUCCAAGGAGGAGACAGAGCAGCUCUGCGAAACACUCUUCCAGCUUCCCGGUGCCAGCAACUCCAGUUUUCCCUCGUGGCUGAAAUCCCUGAUGACCAUCUGCUGCUGCGUGACCGACUGCUACCUCCAGAACGUGGCCAUCUCCACUCUGCUGGAAGUGAUAAACCAUUCCCAGUCCCUAGCACUUGUCAUCGAAGACAAGAUGAAACGCUACAAAAGCUCUGGGUACAACCCAUUUUACGGCAAGCUGCAGAUGGUGACAGUUCCUCCCAUUGCACCAGGAAUACUAAAGGUCGUUGCGGAGAAAACAGACUUCUAUCAGAGGGUGGCUCGUGGGCUUUGGAAUCAGCUGAACAAGGAGACCCGGGAACAUCACAUCACCUGUGUGGAGUUAUUCUACCGGCUGCACUGCCUGGCCCCUACAGCCAACAUCUGUGAGGACAUCAUCUGCCACGCCCUCCUGGACCCUGACAAGGGAACAAGAUUGGAAGCUCUGUUUAGAUUUUCCGUCAUCUGGCACCUGACGCGAGAGAUCCAAGGCAGUCGAGUGACAUCUCACAAUCGUUCCUUCGAUAGGUCCCUGUUCGUUGUACUGGACAGCCUGACCUGCACGGACGGUGCCAUUGGCGCAGCUGCCCAGGGCUGGCUGGUGCGGGCACUCUCCCUUGGUGACGUGGCACGCAUCCUCGAACCUGUGCUCCUGCUCCUGCUCCAGCCCAAAACCCAGCGGACCUCCAUUCAGUGCCUCAAGCAGGAGAACUCGGCGGAAGACUUGCAUCGUUGGUUUAACAGGAAGAAAGCCUCUUUGCGAGAGGUGUAUGGAGUGCCUGGGCCUCAGGACGGCAGCCUGGAAGAAGGCACGCCUCUGAGCCAGUUCACCACUGUGGACCGUGAGGCCAUGUGGGCCGAGGUGGAGAAGGAACCAGAGAAGGGCCCCCGCCUGCCGGAGGAAGAUCUUCCCUACUGCGUGGACCUUCUGGACAGGACAGCCUGUGGUGCCACUGACAGCAGCGAGCACACUGAGUCUGCAGACACGAGCUCUGCCCACACGGACAGCGAGAACACCUCCUCCUUCUCCUCCCCUUCCCACGACCCACAGGAGCUGAGCAAUGAAGAGACCUGCUGCGCACCCAUCCCCACGGGCAGCAGGGUUUACGCCAAGCGCUCGGCCCUGCUGGCGGCCUUCCGGGCGGAAACCUACAAGCCCAGUGCCAAGCUAAGCCUGGCGCGCGUGGACUCGGACAAGACCCAGGCUUCGGAGUCCUUCUCCAGUGACGAGGAGGCCGACCUGGAGCUGCAGGCCCUCACCACGUCCAGGCUGCUGAAGCAGCAGCGGGAAAGGCAGGAGAUGAUCGAGGCCUUGUUCAAGCACAUUCUGCUCUACCUGCAGCCUUACGACUCCCGGAGAGUCCUCUACGCCUUCUCAGUGUUAGAGGCCGUGCUCAAAACCAACCCCAAGGAGUUUAUCGAGGCGGUGUCCAGGACCAGCAUGGACACCAGCUCCACUGCACACCUCAACCUCAUCUCCAACCUCCUCGCUCGCCACCAGGAGGCUCUCGUUGGCCAGAGUUUCUACGGAAAACUCCAGACCCAGUCUCCCAACGUGUGCCCCCACUCGCUGCUGAUCGAGCUGCUCACCUACCUGUGCCUGAGCUUCCUGCGCAGCUAUUACCCUUGUUACUUAAAGGUCUCCCACCGAGACAUCCUGGGCAACCGGGACGUGCAGGUCAAGAGUGUGGAGGUUUUGAUUAGAAUAAUGACGCAGCUGGUCUCAGUGGCCAAGUCCGCAGAAGGGAAGAACGUGGAGUUCAUCUGCAGCUUACUGCAGAGGUGCAAAGUUCAGGAGUUCAUCCUGCUGUCGCUGUCAGCGUCCAUGCACACAAGCCAGAAACGGUACGGCCUGGCCACCUCGGAGCGGGGCCGGGCCCCACGAGAGGACAGCCUCUUUGAGGAGAGUCUCAUCCACCUGGGCCAGGACCAGAUCUGGAGUGAGCACCCCCUGCAGAUCGAGCUUCUGAAGCUCCUGCAGGUGCUGAUCGUCCUGGAGCAUCACCUGGGCCAGGUCCCGGAGGAGGCUGAGAACCAGCCGGACCUGUCCCGGGAGUGGCGGAGGGCCCUGGACUUCCAGCAGGCCAUUGGCGCCAUGCAGUACGUGCAGCCCCACCCGCUCACCUCCCAGGGGCUGCUGGUGUCCGCGGUGGUGCGCGGUCUGCAGCCCGCCUAUGGCUACGGCAUGCACCCGGCCUGGGUGAGCCUGGUCACGCAUUCCUUGCCGUACUUCGGAAAGUCCCUGGGCUGGACAGUGACACCCUUCAUUGUCCAGAUUUGCAAGAACUUGGACGAGCUGGUCAAACAAUAUGAAAGCGAGUCUGUGAAGCUCUCUGUCAGCACAACCUCCAAGAGAGAAAACAUUUCUCCGGACUAUCCACUAACUCUGUUGGAGGGUCUGACAACCAUUAGUCAUUUUUGUCUUUUGGAACAACCCAACCAAAAUAAAAAGGUAAUGUUUGUAAGUGAUCCCACCAAUUUAAAAAUGCUAAGAAUGCCAUUUCUGGAAGAGCUGCCUCGAAUCGUUAACAACAUGGCCCUUCUCUGGAAUGUUCUCAGAAAGGAGGAGGCGCAGAAGAGACCCGUGGACCUCCUUGGAGCCACAAAGGGAUCCUCUUCCGUUUACUUUAAACCACCAAGGUGAGAUCUUCCAACUAUACGACAAAAAAUUUUAGACUUCUUGAACCCUUUGACGGCCCAUCUCGGAGUUCAGUUAACAGCCGCUGUUGCAGCCGUGUGGGGCAGAAAAAAAGUUAAACGUCACAGUAAGAUGAAGAUUGUCCCGGCGGCAAGUGCGUCCCAGCUAACCCUCGUGGACCUGGUUUGUGCGCUCAGCGCCCUGCAGGUGGAUACGGUGCUGCAGCUGGUGAAGGAGGUGGUGAAGAGGCCGCCGCAGCUCCGAGGUGACGAGAAGUUGCCCCUUGUGGAUAUCCCUGUGUUGCAGUUUUGCUAUGCUUUCAUCCAAAGGCUCCCGGUAACAGCCUUGCAAGAGAACUUUCCUUCACUGCUGGGCGUGUUAAAGGAGUCCGUGCAGCUGAAUCUAGCCCCGCCCGGGUACUUCCUGCUUCUCAGCAUGCUGAAUGACUUUGUAACAAGGACCCCCAGCCUAGAGAGCAAGAAGGAUCAAAAAGACCUGCAGGAAGUCACUCAAAAACUCCUGGAAGCUGUGGGGAACAUUGCAGGCUCCUCCUUGGAGCAAACCAGCUGGCUAAGCAGAAACCUGGAAGUGAAAGCCCAGCCUCAGAUCUCUCUGGAAGAAUCUGAUGCUGAGGAAGAUUUGUACGAUGCUGCUGCUGCUGCUUCAACAAUGGUGUCUGCGUCUGCCCCCUCCGUGUACAGUGUGCAAGCGCUGUCUCUCCUGGCAGAGGUACUGGCGUCUCUCCUGGACAUGGUUUAUCGAAGUGAUGAGAAGGAGAAAGCGAUCCCCUUGAUCUCCCGUUUGCUUUAUUACGUUUUCCCUUACUUACGCAAUCACAGCGCCUACAACGCUCCCAGUUUCCGGGCCGGCGCUCAGCUGCUGAGCUCUCUGAGCGGUUAUGCCUACACGAAACGCGCCUGGAAGAAAGAAGUCCUGGAAUUAUUCUUGGACCCUGCUUUCUUUCAGAUGGACACUUCAUGUGUGCAUUGGAAGUCUAUUAUUGACCAUCUCCUGACUCAUGAGAAAACAAUGUUUAAAGAUUUAAUGAACAUGCAGAGCAGUUCUUUAAAACUGUUCUCAAGUUUUGAACAGAAAGCCAUGCUGCUCAAGCGCCAGGCUUUUGCUGUCUUCAGUGGCGAACUUGACCAAUACCACCUGUACCUUCCUGUGAUACAAGAACGCCUGACAGACAACCUCAGAGUUGGACAGACAUCCAUGGUUGCUGCUCAGAUGUUCCUUUUUUUCAGAGUUUUGCUGCUAAGAAUAUCUCCCCAACAUUUGACUUCAUUGUGGCCAAUAAUGGUCUCUGAAUUAAUUCAGACAUUCAUACAGCUUGAAGAAGACCUGAAAGAGGAUGAUGAAUCAUUGAGAAGCAGCAACAAAAUCAACAGAAUGAAAGUUUCAGUUGGUGAUGGAAAUGGGCCCUUGAUGGGGGAGAUUGCCCAGAAUGAACUCAUCUUAUAUUUAUCAGCUUGCAAAUUCUUGGACACAGCACUUUCUUUUCCACCUGACAAGAUGCCAUUAUUUCAAAUUUAUAGGUGGGCAUUUGUGCCAGAAGUGGACACAGAGGGGCCUGCCUUCCUAUCAGACCUAGAGGAAAAUCAUCAAGAAUGCAAACCCCACACUGUGAGGAUUCUAGACCUCCUAAAAUUAAAAUACGGGGAAAUUGGCUUCGAUGAGGUCACCCUGAAGAGCGAAUUCCCUCUUCUGCGCCAACAUUCUGUUUCCAGCAUUAGGCAAUUGAUGCCAUUCUUUAAGACUCUAAACUGUGCUUUUAAAACCCAAAAUACACUGCCUGCUGACACCCAAGGCCCUCCAUUCUUAGAGUUUCCUGUCACAGAUAGCUCCAGGGUCUUGAAACAACUAGAGGAAUGUGUUGAAUAUGACUUUUUGGAACAUCUGGAAUGUUAACCGUUUAAGACAAUUUAUUUAAUCCAUUCACUGAUACUUCAGCAGAAACUGGGGUAUAUUCCAAACAAGAAGGAAGCGAGGAUAGUGCUUUUGAAAACAAGUCUAUUUCAAUUUUGAAAGUAGAUUUCAGAUAACUUUCUGUUGGGCAACAAAACACACCUCCCUAAAUGCCUUGUAAUAUAUUUGGACCUGAUUGUAUGUUUCUUCCUCAAUUUAUGUAAAGAAAAUAAAGUUAAUAUAUCAUCUAACGGUAGCACAAAGUUUGUAAUGUGAA